AUGGUCGAUAUAUUGAGGUUCAUAUUUAGUCGUUUUGGUCCACAACCUGUUCCAGCCUCUUUCACUCUCUCCUCUGCCACAGAGAGUAAUGUGUUAGUGGUUAGUGAGGGAAGCACUGGCACGUCUCUGUUGUUUCUUACAGCCGUAACGGCCGCUGCAGAACUGGGACUUAAAGUUAUAUUUUUUACACACAAUGCAUUUCAGAAGUUUCCAGUGUGUCUGCAAUCCAUCCCUAACUUGAACCCUGACAGCCUGAAGAGAAUCAGGUUUGUGUACUCUAAAACACUGGAUGAGCUGCUUCAUGAUGUGGCUUCACUACACGAGCUCCUUGCCAAAGCUGCUGCCCCCCCUUCCCUGUUGGUGGUGGACGGUUUGGAGCGUUAUCUCCGUGAGGCGGGAACCAGGAGCACGCCGCUGAAGGGCGAUCGGAGUGCAGCCGCGCACUUAGCCGCUCUGUUGCACGACACCGCCACUUUCUUCACGCAGAACCACGCUCCGUGUCGAGUUAUGGCUUCCUUUCGGCUCAACCAAGACAGCCGAGAGACGUCUUGUCCUGACCCCCUCCUCGCUGUUCUAGACCGCUACCUCCAGGUAAGAUGUACUUUGACCCAGGAGAGGAGGGGUCUGCCUGCUGAGGCGGAAGAGCAGGCUGUCUGGCAGGUGUUCCUCUCAGGCUUGGGGAUCAGAACAGGCCCUGUUGAUGCUGUAAGCCAUUGGAGUUUAGGGAUAGGGCCAAAUGGAGCAAUGCAAUUCUCACCAGCCAUCAGUCCAGAGGAGCAUCCAGAAACACAGCAAACUGUAUCGGUUUAA
Molecule: messenger RNA, 810 nt
Organism: Chanos chanos (milkfish)
Lineage: Eukaryota; Metazoa; Chordata; Actinopteri; Gonorynchiformes; Chanidae
Gene: swsap1
Product: SWIM-type zinc finger 7 associated protein 1
Exons: 2
Coding region: 1-810 (269 amino acids)
Biological process (GO): double-strand break repair via homologous recombination
Cellular component (GO): Shu complex
Molecular function (GO): single-stranded DNA binding
Source: RefSeq, a predicted model, not a curated record